AUGGCAUUUUCUAAUGUUUACACACACCGCAAGGUGGCGGAGACGAGCGCCAAGCCGUGCGACAUAUGUUUUAAGCCGAGCACGAGCGUCCUGAUUACGGUCGGGAACAAGGAUUGGUUCUACGUUUGCCCGAGCCACCUCAAGGAUGCCGGCUUCUGCACCCCGAAAAUCGACCCGGCCGCGGCCGAAGCACGGAGGAAGCGGGAACUCGAGGACGAGAUUGAGCGUGUGAAGAAGGAAUACGAGGAAAAGAGGAAAAAGAAGGAGAAGGAGGACCAGGACAAGAAGACGGACGACAAGAGCGCGGACAACAAGGACAAGGACAAGGACAAGGACAAGGACAAGGAAAAUGACGGCAAGGCCGAUGACGGCAAGAAGGAAGACGAGCUUGGCAACGAGAGCACAGACAAAGCGGUAUCGCCAACAUCACCGACAUCACCGACGGCUGAAGAAGACGAACCACGCGUGUUCGAGCUCAAGAGCACCUUUUACCAGCAGCGACUCCAAAAGAAGCGACAAAUUGAGAUUGCCAAGCGCAACCGCGAGAGGCUGCAGGACCCAACAUUCUUCCCAUCCGUCCCCAAAGAUCUGCCCUGA
Messenger RNA from Lasiosphaeria miniovina, 597 nucleotides. Its product is annotated as VPS4-associated protein 1. The transcript has 4 exons. The record is from RefSeq and is a predicted model, not a curated record. Lineage: Eukaryota; Fungi; Ascomycota; Sordariomycetes; Sordariales; Lasiosphaeriaceae. Bases 1 to 597 code for a protein of 198 amino acids. Gene Ontology annotation, biological process: vacuolar transport. Gene Ontology annotation, cellular component: endosome.